Molecule: messenger RNA, 2155 nt
Organism: Closterium sp. NIES-67
Lineage: Eukaryota; Viridiplantae; Streptophyta; Zygnematophyceae; Desmidiales; Closteriaceae
Source: the annotation of a GenBank genome assembly
AUGGCGCACCUGGCGAAAGGUGCAGUCUGCGAUUUCACUGCGCGCAUGCACAUGCCACGUGCAGCCUUGCCAGUGACCUGCUUCGAUUACGAGCUGAACCAGCAGCUGGCGAGCCCAGAUUCGGCGCACACGUCCGACGCUCGCUUUCCUGGCAGUAGCCGAAGAGCCAGAAGCGGCAAGCAGCCAGCGACGCCACCAGGUUUGGGGAUCCAAUGAAAUUCAGGGCCAAGUUUUGGAGGUUUGGAUUCGCCCGCGCGGCAUCCGGGCUUGCGCGCUUGGCAUGUCGAAGGGUUAUGAAUACGGCAGCGUCGGAGUUCCGAGCCUUGGGACGAAAAUACAGCCUCGGGACGAGCCCUUAUCUGUCGGCCACCCGAACCGGACAGACCGCCUAUUGGACGAUGAUCAGGCUCAGUCAGAGCUUGGGCGAGACGUCCGGUAGCCACUCUAGGCUCCCAGGGAGAACCAGAUGUGUCUCGGGGGAGUGUUAACGGUGGAAUGGGGCGGUGGUAUCGAACGGGCCAGUGGCCUCACAGGGGCUCUAUUGAAUGCUUGGACACAAUACGUCGCCGAGAGACAGACAAUACGUUGAGACACCCUGGAUCGUUGCUUUGUCGGUCCGUUCACUCCGAUAUUAGUACGAUCGUCUUCUGCCCCGGAUGCACAGGGAGCCGUGCUGAGGGCCGAAAGUAGCAGCGGCGAGGAAGGGCGAGGAGGGAGGGGCGUGCGUGCGAGCAGCUGCAGGAGCAGGAGGGAGCGGCGGAGUAGCAGGGAGCGGCGGAGGGCGGAGGACGGCAGGCGAGGCGGCAGCAGAGGCACGGGGAAUGGCUGCUGCCGCGAGCGGCGUGUGCCGACGUGCCUGCAAUCGGUUAUAGCAGCGGAUUUUAUGGUAACGAGUCAAAUUCCAGCCACUUUGAAUCUGGUGGCGCUGGUGGGGCUGGGAGCAACGGGAGCAGCUGCAGUGUUACACGCAUCAGCAGCAGUGACAGCGCUGCUGAGAGCACCUUCAGUGAUCCCACCACGGGCAGGAAGCGUGUGGUGAUGCUGGGGUCUGGGUGGGGCGCUGUGAGCUUCCUCAAAGCCAUAGACGCCAGGGCGUAUGACGUCACCAUCAUCUCGCCCUGCAACUUCUUCCUCUUCACCCCGCUGCUGCCAAGUGUCACCACAGGACAGGAGUGGUCGAGGGCAGGAGCAUUGCUGAACCAAUCAGGCGGAUCCUAUUGAGGCACGGCAGCACGGCUCGUUUCCUCGAAGCUGAAUGCACAACCAUUGACCCAAUCACCAAGACCCUCUCCUGCCGUGCCCCUGCCAACCUGCCCCCUCCGCUGCCUCUGCCGACUGUGUCGACGAUUGCAGGACAGGGGGGGGAAGAUGGGAGGGGAGGAGGUGGAGAGAAAGGGAGUGGCGGUGUUUCUGGUAGCGAUGGCCCUGGUGGUUCUGCUGGCGCUGCUGGUGGUGAUGCUGUUGGUGAGGCGAGGGGACAAGGGGAUACGCACGUGCAAGAGAGUGGCAGUGGGAGUGAGAGUGGGGGAGCGGGCGGUGAGUGUGGGGGAGUGAGGGAGGUGCGGUUCUCGGUGCCGUACGACAUGCUGGUGGUGGCAGUGGGGGCCACGCCCAACACAUUCAACGUGCCUGGAGUGAAGGAGCACUGCCACUUCCUCAAGUCCCUAGACGAUGCAGAGGCCAUUCGCAACACACUCAUUGAUCGCUGCGAGGCGGCGUGCCUGCCAGGGAUAGAAGAUGAAGAGCAAAAGAGUGGUGGUGGGAGGGGGCCCCACGGGAGUGGAGGUGGCAGCAGCAGUGCAUGACAUGAUGAGGGAGGACCUGUCUGUACCGCCUGUGCCCUGCACUCAAGGGGAAGGGGUCCAUCUCGUUGCUGCAGUCAGGGGAUCACAUUCUGAACAUGUUUGACCUGCGCAUAUCUGACUUCGCCGCCCGCAAGUUCCAGCGGGACGGCAUCACGGUGCGCACGCACGCGCGGGUCACAGCUGUCAACCCGCGCUCGCUCUCAGUGCGGGACUCGGGGCACGCAGGCAGUCACAGGGACAGGGACAGGGCACCACAAGCGAGCUCUGGAGGUGGACGAGUGGAUGGCAGUGAGGGGCGCAGAGGCGGGCAGCAUGUGGGCACUGGGCGAUUGUGCUGCCAUCGCUCACAG